Osmerus eperlanus (European smelt) is the source of this 882-nucleotide messenger RNA. RefSeq lists its product as uncharacterized. Bases 1 to 882 code for a protein of 293 amino acids. NCBI's taxonomy places the organism in Eukaryota, Metazoa, Chordata, Actinopteri, Osmeriformes, Osmeridae. The transcript has 6 exons. The record is from RefSeq and is a predicted model, not a curated record.
AUGUUCCACAAUGCCAACAGCAUUUUAACAGCCAAGUUGCAGGAACGAGAGAGCAAGGUGGGGCUGCAGGUGCAACUUAAUGAUUAUGAGGUUGCGGCGGAGCAGAUUGGAGACAUUGUGGAGCGCAGGACCAAGAGGAGGACGAGGGGAUGUCAGCAGAAAGGCAGGGCAGCUGAUCGAUCCACUCCCCUGGAAGUUACUGAGGAUGUGGAGGAGAGGAGACGGCCCUUCCUGUGGGAGUCAGGCAGUAGGAGGCGCUCUACCCUGGUGGGACCCAUGUUCCGUGCUGCGGCGGGAGGUGGAGGGGAUGCAGAGCGUAGGGGGAGGAGGCUGACGGAGCACAGGAGGCGCUCCACCCUGCUCCUCGGGCUGUUUUCCGAGGAGCAGGAGAGGCUGAGGGAGCUGGCCCAGAGAGCCCUGGAGGAGGAGCGCCGGGGUCAGCACGCACGGCCACCUGCCUUCGACGCUGAACUCUUCUACACAGUGUACAUGGAGAGGGAGGACGGAAACUUUGCCCUCUUCAAUUAUGUAUUGGAGCAGAGCAGAAUGAUUGAGGAGACAACCAAAGACUUGGAGCAGUUGAGACAAAGUAUUGAUGAAGAGAAAGCUGCCACUGAGAGACGUCUGAGCAGGGAGAGAGCCAGAGACCUAGAGCUGAAGCGCCAACAUACCGUCCAGUCCUCUGGAAAACUCCAAACAGAUGUGGAAGAGUACAGGAGGAUCCUUAGCCUUGUCAAAUCAGGACAUGACAGAUGCCCGUGUCCACGCCAGCAUUUGGCUGGUCCAUCUGAGCCCGCUGGCUCGCCUGCCCUCACCAUUACAGCUCUCCAACACAACAAGCCAGCCGUGGUGAUGGACUGCACCUGUCAGCCCUAUGACUAA